This is a messenger RNA of Notechis scutatus (mainland tiger snake), 1897 nucleotides long. RefSeq names its product DEAD-box helicase 47 (gene DDX47). The record is from RefSeq and is a predicted model, not a curated record. Gene Ontology annotation, molecular function: ATP binding; nucleic acid binding; RNA helicase activity. Lineage: Eukaryota; Metazoa; Chordata; Lepidosauria; Squamata; Elapidae. Gene Ontology annotation, cellular component: cytosol.
UCUCUGAGGUUAAAGUUGAAGCAGAACAUGGCGUCGAGCGUGGAGCACGGGGAAGACACGGGAGAGAUCGCGGAAACUUUCAAACAACUGGGAGUGACAGAUGUACUAUGUGAAGCAUGCAGCCAGUUAGAAUGGAAGACACCAACAAAGAUCCAAGUAGAAGCUAUUCCAGUUGCACUCCAAGGUCGAGACAUCAUUGGCUUAGCAGAGACAGGAUCUGGAAAAACAGCGGCUUUUGCUUUGCCCAUCCUUCAGGCACUAUUAGAAACUCCCCAGCGCUUCUUUGCUCUGGUACUUACACCCACCCGGGAGUUAGCCUUUCAGAUCUCCGAACAGUUUGAGGCUCUUGGAUCUUCCAUCGGUGUCCAGAGUACUGUCAUUGUUGGAGGAAUUGACAUGAUGUCCCAAUCUCUGGCCCUAGCCAAGAAGCCCCAUGUAAUUAUUGCUACGCCUGGUCGUCUUAUUGAUCAUCUUGAGAAUACAAAGGGCUUCAAUCUUAGAGCUCUGAAAUACCUAGUGAUGGAUGAAGCUGACCGGAUCCUCAAUAUGGAUUUUGAAACAGAGGUAGAUAAGAUCCUGAAAGUAAUUCCCAGAGACAGGAAGACAUUUCUGUUUUCUGCUACGAUGACUAAAAAGGUGCAAAAACUCCAGCGUGCAGCCCUCAAAGACCCCGUGAAAUGUGCAGUAUCCUCAAAAUAUCAGACAGUUGAAAAACUUCAGCAAUACUAUAUUUUUAUUCCAUCCAAGUUCAAGGAUAGUUACCUUGUCUACAUUCUGAAUGAACUUGCUGGCAACUCAUUCAUGAUAUUCUGCAGCACAUGCAACAAUACUCAGAGGACGGCACUCUUGCUUCGAAAUUUGGGCUUUACUGCUAUUCCCCUCCAUGGACAGAUGAGCCAGAAUAAACGAUUAGGAUCACUGAACAAGUUCAAGGCUAAAGCACGGUCCAUCUUGUUGGCUACUGAUGUUGCAAGCAGAGGUCUUGACAUACCACAUGUUGAUGUAGUGAUAAACUUUGACAUUCCUACCCAUUCCAAGGAUUACAUUCAUCGAGUAGGGAGAACAGCUCGAGCUGGACGAUCUGGUAAAUCAAUCACCUUUGUGACACAGUAUGAUGUGGAACUCUUCCAGCGCAUUGAGCACCUGAUUGGCAAAAAGCUGCCAGCCUUUCCCUCUCAGGAGGAAGAGGUCAUGAUGUUGACUGAGCGUGUGGCUGAAGCCCAGAGAUUUGCUCGCAUGGAAUUGCGGCAACAAGGGGAAAAGAAGAAACGCUCUCGAGAUGAGACAAAUGAUGGUGAUGAUGAUGAUGAUGCAGAAGGAGCGCUCGGAGUCAGGAAAAAAGUUACUGGUGGGAAAAAAAAGAAAUGGAAAGUUCAGAAAUAAAUACCAUCAGACUUUAUUUCUCUAUAUUUUUAUGCCGUUUGGAAUCCAGGAAUCAUCACUAUCGUUAUCAGAAUGACUUUCAAGGACUCACAGAGAACAUCUCAGCAAAUUUAGUGGUCCACCUUCAUGGAUAUAAUCUAGAAAUGAUUUUCCUUGCAAACUGGGGAAAUCUCUUUAACAUUGUAGGAGUCUUAUUACUCUCUAAACAGCAGUUGGUAUUCCUCUGAAGAAAGCAGAAGAGAACAGAUUCCAUAUAUUCUUUAUGGACAGUGGAAUUCGGAAUAUAGCAGAAGCUUUUCAGUCUGAUACCACCCAAGUUGCAGUCAAUUAUUUUUUACAGUCCAUAUUUAUUUAAUAAGGUAAUUUGCAAAAACAUGGGGUGGAGCAGGGAGAAAAAAGUAAUGUAUUCUAAUGUUCAAGAUGUGUCAGCAAAUAGCAGACUAAUAAGAUCCUUGAAUAUUAAAGUGAAGGACUUGAUACAAAGGAGAAGAAUUAAAAAAAAAAACUGCUAAAA